CAUUUUGAUAAAUGUUUCUCUCUAUUGUGGCUUGUAGAUAGUCUUGUGGGUUAUGUGGUUAUGGUGUACCGGUUGCAACGUCGACGCCAUUUUAAGGAGUGUAGUGACUAAAGAUGCAGUUGCGCCUGUGUUCUUUUUUUAAUUAAUCUAAGCGAGAUAAUUAAAUUUAAUUGCAUUGUUGUGUAAUAUUAAACAAAAUGACGCAAUUUUUACCACCAAAUUUACUCGCAUUAUUUGCACCCCGCGAACCAAUACCUUAUUUGCCACCGGCUAGCAAGCUCCCACACGAAAAGAAGAAUGGAGGAUAUAUUGGCGUUGGAACAUUUCUUAAAUAUUUUGAGGAUCCCAAGGAUACUCCACCACCUGUACGUGUGGAAACUCGAGAGGAAAGAUUGGAACGUCGAAGAAGAGAACGUGCUGAACAAGUUGCUUAUAAAUUAGAACAAGAAAUUGCUGUUUGGGAUCCUGCUGGUAUACCCAAUGUGACUGCAGAUCCUUUUAAAACCUUAUUUGUAGCAAGAAUAAAUUAUGAUACUUCGGAAUCCAAACUUAGGAGGGAGUUCGAAGUCUAUGGACCGGUAAAAAAGAUUGUGGUAAUUCAUAAUACAAUAAAUGGCAAACCUAGAGGAUAUGCCUUCAUUGAGUAUGAGCACGAAAGAGACAUGCACUCUGCGUAUAAGCAUGCCGAUGGUAAGAAAAUAGAUGGUCGCAGAGUGUUGGUUGACGUGGAGCGUGCAAGAACAGUAAAAGGGUGGCUCCCUCGACGACUUGGUGGUGGUCUAGGUGGUACUCGCAGAGGUGGACCCGAUGUGAAUAUUAAACACUCCGGUAGGGAAGAUAAUGAAAGGGAAAGAGAAAGAUAUCGUCUCGAGCGAGAGAGGGAAACUUCUGGACGAGGGAUGGACAGGGAUAGGGAUCGUGAUCGUUUAGACAGAGAACGUAGAAGGUCACGCGAUCAUAAAAGAAGAUCAAGGAGUAGGUCACGCGACCGAAAACGUAGACGUAGUAGUCGAGAUCGUUUACCAGAUCCUGAUAUAGAGGAAAUUCAAAGGGACGAACGACCACGCGAUAGAAGAGAUCGUGAUCGUGAACGUGAUCGUGAUCGAGAUCGUAAGAGGAGUAACGAUCGUGAUCGCGAUCGCGAUAGGGACAGGAAGAGAAUUAAGAGAGACAGAGAUCGUGAACGCAGGGAUAGAAAAGAUCGUGGUGAUCGACAGGAUGAGGAUACCAAGGAAAUUCGUAUUAAGGAAGAACCUUUGGAUGAUUAUCCCGAUUAUAGUAACACGUUCUCAACGUCAGGAUCAUAUUUCACCGCAGUCAAGUAUGAAGACGAUAACGAUCAAGAAGUCGAAGAAAAAUAUAGAAUUCCCGAAGGUCGCCCUGAUCCACCCCCAUACAAUAAUUACGACUCUGUACAAGAUUAUUGAUCUCAGUAAUAUGCCUUAUGACGUUUUCUCUCAGCCCGCGACGAAUCGAUGCAACCAUCAAUAAUAAUGUUUAUAUUGUAUUUCCUUAUUGUUAUUAGCAUAAAUGCUGUAAAUUACUGCAUUUGAGUUACAACGAGAAUUGUAUAGCGGAAUGGAAAAUUUUUAAUGAGCAGAUUAUUCUAUUUGGCAUAUUGCAAGGUAAGCAGCUUUGAUCUAAGUUUAUAAAUUAGCCGCCAUCCAUUUAUCCGUUCCCUUGGUAAUUAAUUAAUUUAGAAUAUUAUAUUAUAUUAUAUUAUAUUAUAUAUAUAUAUUUAUACCA
Molecule: messenger RNA, 1746 nt
Organism: Polistes dominula (European paper wasp)
Lineage: Eukaryota; Metazoa; Arthropoda; Insecta; Hymenoptera; Vespidae
Gene: snRNP-U1-70K
Product: small ribonucleoprotein particle U1 subunit 70K
Biological process (GO): mRNA splicing, via spliceosome
Cellular component (GO): U2-type prespliceosome; precatalytic spliceosome; U1 snRNP
Molecular function (GO): mRNA binding; U1 snRNA binding
Source: RefSeq, a predicted model, not a curated record